Molecule: messenger RNA, 2594 nt
Organism: Phycodurus eques (leafy seadragon)
Lineage: Eukaryota; Metazoa; Chordata; Actinopteri; Syngnathiformes; Syngnathidae
Gene: nherf2
Product: Na(+)/H(+) exchange regulatory cofactor NHE-RF2
Exons: 6
Coding region: 619-1839 (406 amino acids)
Biological process (GO): protein localization to plasma membrane
Cellular component (GO): apical plasma membrane
Molecular function (GO): signaling receptor binding; protein-membrane adaptor activity
Source: RefSeq, a predicted model, not a curated record
AGCUCCUUUGAUGACUUUAAUUGCGCGUACCUCCAUGUGACAAAGACUCGAGAUGUCUUUAUGUUCACAGGGAAACGAAUUCGGUUUCAGGAAUAUAGUAGUUGACUGGCUCUAACCUGGCAUUUUUGUGCCCCCAGGCUGACUGCGUGGUGAGCUCUCCUCUUGUGUGUCUCAGGCAGCAGGGAACGCCGCUCUGACAAGAACCAUUAAGAAUUAAGAAUUACGCGUGAGAAGCGUCUUUCUAAUCUCUGAUCUCUGCUAAUCCCCCCUGUGACUAGUGGCUGGGAUUAACUCUUGUCUCUGAUUUUUUGACACCGCGCUUUUUCUCCCUUCGCACUCAUUUUGCGCCCUAAUGCGCGCGCCCUCUAUUUUGUUUGCACGAUGGGUUAAGUAUUCAUUAGUUUUAGCCUAAGUUUUCUUUUUUUUUUUUUUUUUCCCCUGCACUUCGGACGAUUGCAGUCACAUGAUGCGUAGCGAUGAUGAUCUUUUGGGCACAGGAGCGCUCGCUCGCUCACUCGUGUUGGAUUAAAAGUGCGUGAGCACUUGACAAGAGCACACGCAGGCGGCGUUGAUUCCCCGAAGACUGCUGAACUUGUUGGGCGCUUUUGACCCGCCGGAAUGGAGAGCGAGCUGAGGCCCAGGGUGUGCUACCUGGUCAAAACAGAACGCGGUUAUGGGUUCCACUUGCACGGCGAGAAGCUCAAAGGCGGGCAGUUUAUCCGAAAAGUGGAGCCGGGCUCCUCGGCUGACCUGGCCGGCCUGAGACCCGGCGACCGAGUGGUGGAGGUGAACGGCGAGAACGCCGAGAACGACAGCCAUCAGCGGGUGGUGGAGCGGAUCAGAGAAGUGCCUCACCGCACCAGACUACUGGUAGUGGACCGAAACACGGAUGACUACCUUCACAGCUGUGGUCUGGCUUGCACAGAGGAUUUAGCCAUCGAGAUGGGGACCCUCUCUCCGCGUUCCUCAUGGAGAGCCACAUUAGCAACUUCUCCAUUACCUCGGGAGACUUUGCCCAAGUCCCCUAUAUCUGACCGCACACUUCUUGCCGCAAACUCACCCACUCUCUUGGUCUCACGAGGCAAGCCGAAGAGGUCCUCAAUCACGUCAAGUACCGUGACAGACGCAGAGAUGGAGCCCUCUCCAGAGCCGUCGACUGAGCUCCUUCCCCGCCUGUGUCACCUGGUGAAGGGGGAAAAGGGCUAUGGUUUCAAUCUGCACAGUAAUAAGGCAAAAUGUGGACAAUUUGUACGCUCGGUGGAUGCCCAAUCACCUGCAGAGAGAGCGGAUGUGCGUCCAGGAGACCGACUGGUGGAGGUAAAUGGAGUGAACAUUGAGUGUAUGAGACACUCAGAGGUGGUGGCAUUCAUUAAAGCAGGAGAGCGAGAGGUACGCCUCCUAGUCGUCGACCAGGAGACAGACGAGCUCUUUCACAGAUUGGGAAUCACGCCCACAGCACGACAUGUCUACGUGGAUGAGUCAGCUGUAGAAGCCGCCUCGUCUGCCCCUUCUCCCACCUCCGCUGAAGUGCCAAUCAUACAUGUGACACUGACCGACUCCUCGAUCACAAACGUGUCCUCCAAACAGAGGGCCAAUGGGAGUUGUGCGUCCCAAUCCUCAACCAGCUCUACAACUCAUUCAGAGAUCAGUAGCUCUGACAUUAGUUUCCAGGUCCCCGAUGAGGAUGACAGAAGAGUUUUGGAUCCUUUCAUGGACAGUGGCCUGCGUUUGAGUCCGACAGCAGCUGAGGCGAAACAAAAGGCUCUUGCUCGACGCGACAAAAAGACGGCGCCCCCUAUGGACUGGAACAAGAAACAAGAGAUCUUCAGCAACUUCUAAUGUCCCAGAGCAGGAGGAACACAAAAUACAAGCAUGAUUUGUGGCAUAAUGUCGUUUGAACUGUACAGUUCUUGCUAAUGCAUGAACGAGGACAAAGGAGUGAAAGCAAUCACCAGACACUUAACAGACAUAGUGAUAUUCUGGACCAAGGAAUAUACACUGUACUACGUUUCGUUUUCUCCCUCUAUCUCAUUUGAGGAUGCAAGAAUUGCAUCACAGAGUUGCUGUUUGCUUCAAUGGCAUGUUCUGCAGUGCAGGAUGAAAUGUCUUUCCUGACAAUUAUUUUACUGUGGAAUGCACUGUAACAAUGGACAGUUAGAAACUCCACAUGAUAUAUUGCCGAGAUCAUGUUGACACCUUCAGGCACACUAAGGGGGCCUAUUAUCUCACUCCCCAUUAUUCCAUCCCAAUAUAUUCCUCCACCACCACCUUACCGGCGUUACAGCCUUGUUGGGACAUGUUGACCAUCUGCCGACCAUCCACAACUCCAAUUGUCUGGGCCAGCGGUGUAACAGUUGUCAGCGAAUUAUUUUCAUUAGUCAGUAAUUCAUGUAAUUCUGGGUCCACUGCAAACAUUUCUCCUUGAAAGCAUUGUACAGAGGUGGCUGAAAUAACAGCUACAAGCUUUGCUCUCAGAACACAAUUCGCAUUUGCUUGACAGAAACCUUUCUUAAGACACUUAUUCAGAACGAAAAAUUUUUUUCUCUGAAUCACAAAAAUGAAACAAUAAAACAAUCUUGAACUGUUCAGUGUUU